Rana temporaria (common frog) is the source of this 576-nucleotide messenger RNA. It is a transcript of the gene C3H12orf73, whose product is annotated as chromosome 3 C12orf73 homolog. Lineage: Eukaryota; Metazoa; Chordata; Amphibia; Anura; Ranidae. The record is from RefSeq and is a predicted model, not a curated record. The transcript has 3 exons. Gene Ontology annotation, biological process: mitochondrial respiratory chain complex III assembly. Gene Ontology annotation, cellular component: mitochondrion. The coding region runs from base 170 to 370 and encodes 66 amino acids.
GUAUCGCUGACUGUAUGGUCUCCGGAGUAAUGGCCGCCACUGUAGAAUAGGAAACGCAUUUGGAGACAUAACUAUGAAAGAGUUUGUCCUCUUGCAGUAGAAGACUUCUGAUGUCAUCCCGUUGUACGUGCAGGACUCUGAAAAAGUGACAAGGGAGCUCUUCACCACAAUGCCUGCAGGAGUCUCUUGGCCUCAAUACUUGAAGAUGCUCAGUGCCAGCCUUCUUUCCAUGUUUGCUGGUGCAGAGCUCGUACACAGAUACUACAGACCUGAUCUUAGUGUGCCUGAAAUUCCACCCAAACCAGGAGAACUGAAGACACAACUUCUUGGAAUAACACAAAGCAAAGACACGAAACAGGAAUCCAGCUAAAUGUUAUUUAAAUGAUUGUUUUUAUAAAAAAGCAAACCUGCUUUAUGUUUAUAUACAUUGUUUACUUUAAGUGAACGUGAUACUCAAUUGUUUGUCUAUUUUUCACAAACAGAAUGAUUAGAAUUUACAAUCUUUAUGUAAAACUGACCAUAAACUUUGUAUUAUUUUCUGAAUGGGAAAGCCAUAAAUAAAUCCAUGUGAAUGAU